Lagopus leucura (white-tailed ptarmigan) is the source of this 2359-nucleotide messenger RNA. RefSeq names its product phosphatase, orphan 2 (gene PHOSPHO2). NCBI's taxonomy places the organism in Eukaryota, Metazoa, Chordata, Aves, Galliformes, Phasianidae. The transcript has a single exon. The record is from RefSeq and is a predicted model, not a curated record. Gene Ontology annotation, molecular function: phosphatase activity. The coding region runs from base 560 to 1294 and encodes 244 amino acids.
UCCUGCCGGGGCGCGGAGCUGUCGCGGGGGCUGCGCGGACUGAGGAAGUGCUCUGCAGCCCGAACCCGCGAGCGGCAGUGCUUUUCACGGCCGCGGUUCCUUGCGUUUGGCGCGUCCUAGCCGCCCGCUGCUCGGUGUUUCGCUCGCCAAAUGUCUCCGAACUCUGUGGCGCCAUCUGAGUGUCCCUCUAGGUGCUGGAGAAUCCCGGUUUGCGUGCCCUGGGAGUGCUGGCGGGGAAGUGUGCAACCGCUGCUGCAGUGCGAGGCCCGCGGCUGGAGCUGCAGCUCCCCCUGGGCGCAGUCCGGGGCUGCGGCGGGCGGAGGUUUGGCACGGGCUGCAGCUCUGACCUUCCCACACUGCUGUUUUUAGUCUCAGCGUUACUUUUCCCAUAGUUGUAGUGGCCAUAAAUAGCUUUUUCUGUUCAGGUAUUUGUCUUUCUUACGUGUUUUUUUUUUUUUUUUCUCCUGAGUGCAGAACCGGGGUAACAUUUCAGUAGUUUCAUUUAUGUAAAUAUUUUUUUCCUCUAUUUGUUUGUUUUGGGACCCAUUCAUGGACAGCUAUGAAAUUUCUGUUGGUUUUUGAUUUUGACCAUACAAUUGUGGAUGAAAAUAGCGACACCUGGAUUGUGAGAUGUGCCCCUGACAAAAAGCUUCCCAAUGAGUUACGGAACUCCUACCGGCCAGGACAUUGGACAGAAUACAUGGGCAGAGUCUUUGUCUACUUGGGGGACAGUGGCAUCCGAGAAGAUGACAUGAAAAGAACCAUGACAGCAAUUCCUUUCACUGCGGGCAUGGUCGAUCUUCUGGGGUUUAUUGGCAAGAACAAAGAGUUUUUUGACUGCAUCAUUGUUUCAGAUUCUAACACAGUAUUUAUUGACUGGAUUUUAAAAGCUGCUGAUUUCCAUGAGGUGUUUGAUGAAGUGUUUACAAACCCAGCAGUGUUCAGCAGUACUGGCUACCUGACCGUGCAGAACUUUCAUGCCCACCAUUGUCCAAAGUGCCCUAAAAACCUUUGCAAAAGGACAGUUUUAAAAGAGUUUCUAGAUAAACAGGUGGAGAGAGGAGUGAGUUAUACGCAGAUUACCUAUAUUGGUGAUGGUGGGAAUGACUUGUGCCCUGUGAUGUUUCUGAAGAAGGGUGAUAUUGCUAUGCCCAGGCAUGGGUAUACCCUAGAGAAAAAGAUUUCUCAGCUCUCUCGAGAUUUCUGUCCCAUAGAGUGUUCUGUUCUGGUUUGGUCAUCUGCUGUUGAAAUUAUGUCUUAUCUGAAGCUGCUUAUAAAAGAACAUUUGAAGUGAUAAAAGGAAACUGAUUUAUCCUUUUUUCUUCCUGGGUGAGAAAUGCUGAAUGCACAUGGAAACACAACAUUAUGGAACUGGGAUAUUAGCUGAACUUAUGUUGUUCAAACAUAAUAUAAAAUUGUAUUUUCAGUUUUGUCAGUAGUGGGAAAGUGAUGUUAAAAUGGCUUUCAGGCGUAGUGUGCAUUCUGACCUUUGUGGAGAAGUGUGCAUGUGGGGGGGAGGGGGCUGCGUGAGGAAUUGCCAAUUCCUUUUGUCUUCUCCAUCCUGAGCCUUUCCCAGCAACCAAAGUGAUGUUCCAUGUGCUGUAAGGAAGGAGUAAGAUUAGUGCACAGAAGAAUAAUUAUUUAAAAGAAUUUAUAUGCUUUACUUACCAGGAAGGUGAUUCUGGAACUUCUGGCUUUGAAUACUUUUUUAAAAAUCGGGGAUAAAUGUUUAAUUUGUAAAUGAUUUGGUAUGUCUCUAAUCCUGUUUGAUCUGAAGAUGCAUUUAUAUUUUUAAUAUACUGAAUAUUUUACCAAACUAAAUUCCUUUUUAAUAGUUUGUAUUAAAGACAAUAAAAAUUACAGUCACUGAGAAGAGCAGUGCUUGAUUUUGUAAGGUAUUCUGUAGUGCAUUCCGUUCCUGUAAGGGCCUGGAGUGGCUUAACACAAGUGUGGGUGUCAGUCUGCAGAAUAACAGUCUUUUGGUCAGUUCUCUCUUGAAGCACAGGAGGAAUGUUGUCACUUUGCAUUGUUGCCACUUGGUACAGAGCCUGUGCUGUCAGAUGGGACUCAGCCUGCUGCUUUUUCUGCUGCCCACAGAAUGCUGUGUGUGUCCCUAUGCGUUCUUGUACCAGUUUCACUUAUUCACUCUUGUCUAUGUGCAUCCUGUAAUCCUCUUCUACAAGCUGAAAAGGAACAUCUGUGUCUGUUUUAACUGUGUAACAAAAUUUGCCUGUGUUUGAAUAAGGAAUCAUUUGUGAGCAUGUAGUAAGCAUGUUUCUCGCUCGUGGUGAGACGAACCAUAAGACUUGUACUAUGCACACAGAGGCACUUCAGUCUCAUUAAAGUUGAAUGAUCUGUC